Molecule: messenger RNA, 1656 nt
Organism: Cydia amplana
Lineage: Eukaryota; Metazoa; Arthropoda; Insecta; Lepidoptera; Tortricidae
Product: zinc finger protein OZF-like
Exons: 1
Coding region: 46-1656 (536 amino acids)
Source: RefSeq, a predicted model, not a curated record
UCAAUUUGUUUUUCAGCGUGUUCGGAGGGCAGCGCCGCCCGCGCCAUGGAACAGCUCGCGAUGGGUUGUUCCGUGGUGCUCGAGCGCCUCCGUGACGACGCGACUGUUCACAGUGGAGGCAAACCAUAUGGCUGCGGACACUGUGACGAACAUUUUAUAAAUAAGUUUAUUUUAAGAAAACACAUACAUGAUACUCACUUAUCGUCUGGAUCCAAGAAAUUUACUUGUGAUUUUUGUAGUUUUACAUUUCGAACUAAAUUGCUUGUAUUUGAGCAUGAAAAAAAGGAACACGGUGUUACAAAUUUCAUGUGUGCUGAAUGUGAGUAUUCAACAAGUUCCAAGAAGAGUUUGCGGAUCCAUAUAAAGAGUCACUCUGCGGAGAAUCUAUUUAAUAGUCAGUAUAAAAGUGAAAUACACAAACACCAAAAAAUUGGGGAAAAGCCUCUUAAGUGUACGAAGCGUGGUCUCAAAUGCAGUGUUAAAUCAAACCUGCGACGUCACCAGAAGACGCACACCAGAAGACACCAAAAGCCGUACACAUGUUGUCAUUGUGGUUACAAGUGCCGUGAUAGCUCAUACUUAAAAAUACACCAGAUGAUACAUACUGGGGCGAAGCCGUUUCAGUGUAGCUACUGCGACUACAGCUGCAGGCAGAAAGGACACUUGCUAUCACACCAGAGGACACACACCGGGGAGAAGCCUUUUCAGUGUAGUAACUGCGAUUACAAAUGCAGUCGAAAAUCAGACCUAAAAAAACACAUUAUGAUACACACUGGGACGAAGCCAUUUCAAUGUAGCAACUGCGACUACGCGUGCAUGCAGAAACGAAACUUGGUAAUACACCAGAUGAAACACACCGGGGAGAAGCCAUUUCGAUGUAGCCACUGCGAAUACAGGUUCAGCACGAAAAGAAUCUUGCUAAGCCAUCAGAGGACACACACCGGGGAGAAGCUUUUUCAGUGUAGCCACUGUGAUUACAAAUGCCGUAACAAAUCAGACCUGAAGAUACACAUGAUGAUACACACUGGGACGAAGCCAUUUCAAUGUAGCAACUGCAACUUCAGGUGCAGGAAGAAAGGAAACUUGCUAAGACAUCAGAGGACACACACCGGGGAGAAGCCUUUUCAGUGUAGCUACUGCGACUACAGGUUCAGGCAGAAAGUACACUUGCUAGUUCACCAGAGGACACACACCGGGGAGAAGCCUUUUCAGUGUAGGCACUGCGAUUACAAAUGCAGUCGAAAAUCACACCUAAAAAAACACAUUAUGAUACACACUGGGACGAAGCCAUUUCAAUGUAGCAAUUGCGACUACACGUGCAUGCAGAAACGAAACUUGCUAUCACACCAGAGGACACACACCGGGGAGAAGCCUUUUCAGUGUAGUAACUGCGAUUACAAAUGCAGGCGAAAAUAUGAACUGAAAAUACACAUAAUGACACACACUGGGGCGAAGCCAUUUCAAUGUAGCAUCUGCGACUACAGUUGCACGCAGAAAAGAUACUUGCUAGUUCACCAGAGGACACACACCGGAGAGAAGCCUUUUCAGUGUAGCCACUGUGAUUACAAAUUCAGUCUAAAAUCAAGCCUAAAAAGGCACAUGAUGAUACACACUGGGACGAAGCCAUCCCAAGUAGCACAAAGCUGCAUUAUAUAA